Anisakis simplex (herring worm) is the source of this 600-nucleotide messenger RNA. Lineage: Eukaryota; Metazoa; Nematoda; Chromadorea; Rhabditida; Anisakidae. The record is from the annotation of a GenBank genome assembly.
AAAAGUGAUCAUGGGACUUCGCAUGUAUGCGCACUGGACGCCGAAGGAAAUGGAGUUUCGGCAACAAGCACUGUGAAUCGAUGGUUCGGUGCUGUGGUUCAAUCGGAUAAACUUGGAAUCGUUUGGAAUGACGAAAUGGACGACUUCUCAUCACCAGGUAUGGCGAAUGGAUUCGGUUUUGCGCCUUCAGAGACAAACUUCAUCGUGCCCGGCAAGAAACCAAUGAGCAGCAUGAGUCCGAUGCUUAUCUACGAUAAAAAAACUGGAGAUUUGAAAAUGGUUGUUGGUGCAUCGGGUGGUUCGAAAAUAAUUUCUGCGAUGGCCAAGCCGAUCGUACGAACGCUGUUCUUCAACGAAACCAUCAAAGAAGCAAUUGACGCACCUACAUUACACAACCAAUUCACGCCUGAUGUCACACAACUUGAAGGCGAUGUUCCUGAGGAGUUGGUGGAGGACUUGAAAACGAUAUUUGGCCAAACUUUCAAGCCAACAACUGGUUUCGAAGGUAUAAUGCAAGCAAUUCUGGUCAAUGACGACGGUAGUAUUUAUGCGAACGGAGAUUUUAGACGGAAAACCGACAUGCAUCCAGGAGGAUAUUAG